AUGACAGACGUCGCAAGGAAGGGCUCUUUGAGCUUCCUCAACCCCUUCAAGACGAGGUCCGGAAGCCGGUCAAGUUCGAGGGCGUCGUCUGUGGUUGACUUCAAGAUCGGUGAUGAUGCAAAGAAGGCCUCGAUCUCCACAGUCACCCUCAAGGAAACAAACUCGUCUGGUAGAAGCUCGAGAGCAGGUUCUGUCAAGAACAGCCUCGAAUACACUCGGUCGUCUCGCCAGGCUUCCACCCUUGCCAGCAGAGGAGGGGAGGAUGAAUGGGAAAGAGAUGCCCAGACCGGCGAGCGAAGGGAUCAUACUGAGCUGUUACACAGUCUUGCCCACCGGGGCUCAGCAGAAUCUCUAGCUGACAAGGCUCAAGCCAUGUUCGUUGGGAUGCCGCCGCAGCCCGCGGCCGAUUUGUUCGCGAGGUUUCCCGCAAGUGUCUGGAGCCGGAUGGUGGAAUUCAUGGGUCCAGCAGAUAAAGCCAGCCUCGCCUUCUCGUGCAAACCAUUCCGGGACUUGCUAGGCACGGGGGUUUGGACCGAUUUGAAUAUCGCAGAGAACCGAGAUGCCAAAAUCGACUUGCUUGGUCGGUUGGAUGAACACCUCCCGAAUCAUCUGCUUUGCUUUCCGUGCGCAAUAUACCACGUCAGGUCACAGAAAGGCCAAGAAGUCCUACGUCCUACCAACGUCUCGAACCCCAUCUUCAACUGCCCGAAUGUCUUCAACAUCGAGAACAAAGUGUCACGACACCGAAUCACCGUGGGACGCGCUCUCCCAUUCCCAUUUGUGCAGCUCAUUCUGCGAGGCCAGAAGUACUCCAAAGAGCACGGGAUCCCAAUCGACUCCAUGUCACGGCGGUACAAGGAUCGAGAUGGAGAGUGGACCCAUCAAACACGCUACGUGAUCGUCAAUGGCCAUCUGCUGGUGCGGGUCAUCAGCUCAGCGUUUGCAACCCCGGCACUACCUCCGGCAGGGCUACGCCGAUUACUUUAUUCACCCAGCGACAAUUUCAAUCCAUACUUCUCUGUCUGCUCGCAUUGGAGGGAUGGCAAUCUGAUGCCCGCCGUCAAAUGUGCCCUGAGUCACAUUCCGAAACCGCCAGAGGGCAGCGGGAUCGCCGGCACCAGCGCGAAGGUACAUUAUCAUUUUCACCGACCUCAUCCCAUCAUCACCUUGUGCUCCGAAUGCAGACCCAUGCGGCGUUGUCCGGAAUGCCCGACCGAGUAUCUCAUCGAGAUGAGAGUGCAAGAGGACAGAAGUGACCCCGACCCAAGGAGGUUGUUCAAGCACGCCGUCGUAGUCACACGGUGGAGCGACCUUGGCGAUGGAUCCUCUCCUAAGAGCCUGGAAUGGGCUGCGUGCAAUGGAGAAGCCGAAUACGAUUCCUUCACAGCUCUCGGGAGACGUGCAAUUUCUGGCACUUUCGAGUCUCAGUUCACGGUCGACCAGAUCCCGGGACAAAAGAUGGUCUCGAUGAACCCGAACAAGAUCAAGCUCGGAGAAAAGGGGCACGAUUGGUAUUGA
Messenger RNA from Cladophialophora carrionii CBS 160.54, 1518 nucleotides. RefSeq lists its product as uncharacterized. Bases 1 to 1518 code for a protein of 505 amino acids. The record is from RefSeq and is a predicted model, not a curated record. NCBI's taxonomy places the organism in Eukaryota, Fungi, Ascomycota, Eurotiomycetes, Chaetothyriales, Herpotrichiellaceae. The transcript has a single exon.